Coffea eugenioides is the source of this 1896-nucleotide messenger RNA. Its product is annotated as protein DETOXIFICATION 40-like. The record is from RefSeq and is a predicted model, not a curated record. Gene Ontology annotation, molecular function: antiporter activity; xenobiotic transmembrane transporter activity. Gene Ontology annotation, cellular component: membrane. The transcript has 7 exons. Lineage: Eukaryota; Viridiplantae; Streptophyta; Magnoliopsida; Gentianales; Rubiaceae. Gene Ontology annotation, biological process: xenobiotic detoxification by transmembrane export across the plasma membrane. The coding region runs from base 60 to 1562 and encodes 500 amino acids.
GCCACCACCUGAAGUACAAGUUCAAACAGCAAGUAGGCUAAAGAGUUCUAAUCCUAAUCAUGGAUUCUUCAUCUAUUGAUGCUGGUCAGCCACUGCUGCCGAGAACUAACACUCAAAUCAGCAAAGAGCUUGAAGAAAUAUUAUGCGAUAAUGAACAACCAUUGCUGCAGCGUUACCGGGCGGCGACUUGGAUUGAGAUGAAGCUUCUUUUUCAAUUAGCAGCACCAGCUGUGAUUGUUUACAUGAUCAACUACCUUAUGUCCAUGUCCACACAAAUUUUCUCUGGGCAUCUUGGCAACCUUGAACUUGCUGCUGCUUCCCUUGGCAACACUGGGAUUCAAAUUUUUGCCUAUGGUCUCAUGCUAGGAAUGGGUAGUGCAGUCGAAACACUAUGUGGACAAGCAUUUGGAGCCAAAAAGUAUGAGAUGUUAGGCGUAUAUCUUCAAAGAUCUACCAUACUUUUGAGUUUAACUGGUGUUUUGCUGGCCAUAAUCUAUGUUUUCUCGAAGCCAAUCCUUAUAUUUCUAGGCCAAGCACCAAAUAUUGCAUCAGCAGCAGCCUUAUUCGUGUAUGGUUUGAUCCCACAAAUCUUUGCCUAUGCAGUUAACUUCCCAAUUCAAAAAUUCAUGCAAGCUCAAAGCAUAGUGCAACCAAGUGCAUAUAUAUCAACAGCAACAUUAGCCCUGCAUCUUGUAUUGAGUUGGCUCGCAGUUUACAAAUUUGGUCUUGGUUUAUUGGGUGCAUCACUAGUUUUGAGCUUUUCUUGGUGGAUAAUUGUGAUUGGACAAUUUAUUUACAUAGUGAAAAGUGAAAAAUGCAAACAAACUUGGACUGGUUUUAGCCUACAAGCCUUCAGUGGCCUUUGGGGGUUCUUCAAAUUGUCAGCAGCAUCAGCAGUUAUGUUGUGUUUGGAGACUUGGUAUUUUCAGAUUCUUGUUCUAUUGGCUGGUUUGCUUCCUAAUCCUGAAUUGGCUCUGGAUGCUCUGACCAUUUGCACAACAAUUUCUGGAUGGGUAUUUAUGAUCUCAGUGGGAUUUAAUGCAGCAGCAAGUGUGAGAGUUAGCAAUGAACUUGGAGCAGGACAUCCAAAAUCAGCAGCAUUUUCAGUGAUAGUUGUGAAUGUGAUCUCUUUCAUAAUUUGUGUGAUUGCGGCAAUUGUCAUCCUUGCUCUGCGCCGGGUUUUGAGCUAUUUAUUCACGGAAGGUGAAGUGGUUGCAGAUGCUGUCUCUGAUCUUUCCCCACUUCUGGCCCUCACUCUUGUUCUUAAUGGCAUCCAACCAGUAUUGUCAGGUGUGGCUGUUGGAUGCGGAUGGCAAGCAUUUGUUGCAUACGUGAAUGUGGGAUGUUACUAUUUAGUCGGAAUCCCGUUGGGUUCUCUACUCGGCUUUUACUUCCAACUUGGUGCUAAGGGACUAUGGUCCGGCAUGUUGGGCGGUACUGUAAUGCAGACAAUUAUUUUAUUGUGGGUGACAGUUCGAACAGAUUGGAAAAAGGAGGUAAAAAGCAGCUUUAAAGAGAUAGACAAAUGGGACGAUCAGAAGAGAGAAGCUCUUCAAGAUUGAAAUAAGCCCAGAAUAGCAAGGGCUUCAACUCAAUUCAAUAUUACAUUGUGGGCAGCUGUCAUCAACAAAUCAAAGAGAAAUGGGGAGAAAGAGAGAAGGAAAAGAUUUAAAGAGACUUGAAAUUGAUGAUUUGUUGGCCUAUAAAUAUAAUUUUAGACUAGCUAAUCUAGUUCUCCUGCAUGAUUGAAUUUUGUGCAUCUUGAGAAGGGGCUGUUCUAAUUUUAGAUUAGCUAAGCUGGUUUAUAGGCCACUGGCUAAAGUUUUGCUGGAAGGACAAUUAAGUUUCUUUAUUCACUUUGUUUGAGCCAAAUAAUUGACGGAAAUUGUUUUAGCA